Arachis ipaensis is the source of this 1792-nucleotide messenger RNA. Lineage: Eukaryota; Viridiplantae; Streptophyta; Magnoliopsida; Fabales; Fabaceae. The record is from RefSeq and is a predicted model, not a curated record.
UUCGUAGAUUACACGUUUUAUAAGAAAAGAGAAGGGAACGGCAAAACGCAACGUCGCAACGGUAUAUGCUUUCCGCUCGCUAAGUCCUUUUGACAUAACACACACUCUCACUAGCUUCGGUUAGGGCAGAUGGCAAUUUGGGGCUUUUUCUGCGCAAUUAGGGCACACAAUUUUCUGUGAUUGAUCCUCGCAAGCGGAAGAAGAUGUAAUACCAAAGAGAUUCUCGUUCUUCAUCCUUCAUCUUUGACCGUUUCCGCGAGUGUCGUAACUGCAGGACUCGAAGCCGUUUUUCUGUUAGGGUUUUUCGUCGUUGUCGUCGCAUGAAGGGUGCGUUGGAUCGGACGAAGGUGGUGCUGCGGCACUUGCCUCCUACGAUUUCUGAGGCCGCACUUUUGGACCAAAUUGACGGCACCUUCGCUGGCCGCUACAAUUGGGUCUCCUUUCGUCCCGGAAAAAUCAGCCAGAAGCAUAUGUCCUAUUCCAGAGCUUACGUUGACUUCAAAAAGCCAGAGGACGUUAUAGAGUUUGCUGAGUUCUUUAACGGCCACAUCUUUGUAAAUGAAAAGGGAGCACAGUUCAAAGUCAUGGUUGAAUAUGCUCCUUCACAACGUGUUCCUAGACAGUGGUCUAAAAAGGAUGGCCGCGAUGGGUCCAUAUACAAAGAUUCUGAGUAUCUGGAGUUUCUUGAACUUCUUGCCAAGCCUGUUGAGAAUCUUCCCAGUGCUGAGAUACAGUUGGAGAAAAGGGAAGCAGAACGAUCAGGUGCUGCAAAAGAUAAUCCUGUAAUUACACCAUUGAUGGACUUUGUGCGUCAGAAAAGAGCUGCCAAGGGACCUCGGAGAUCACUUUCUAAUGGAAAAGUGAGUAGAAGAGCUGGCACAUCAUCAAAUGGGAGUAGUUGUUCUGCCUCGUCAAGACGAGGUUCUGGAAAGAAGAGGAUUUCCACCACAAUGUAUGUUGCAAGAGACACAGGGAAAGGUUCCAUUGGAAAAGACAAAACAAUUUACACUUUGGUUCCCAGGCAAGGUGAUCAGCAUCAUUCAAGUAAAACUUCAACUGUGGCUUCAUCAGAUGCAAACCAAACACUGGAUGAGAAUGGAGUUGCUGGAAAUACUGGUUCCGGGAAGAAGGUCCUGCUUCUUAAAGGGAAGGAAAGAGAGAUAAUUAAUGGGUCUGAUUUAGAUAGUUUAAUAGAGCAGAAUAAUGUAACAUCUUCAGCCAAAACAAUUGUUGGCUCAACACCUCUGAAGCAGAAUCAGAGGCAUGAAGGUAGUGCAAGGAUUAUUAGAAGCAUACUCUCAAACAAGGAAAUGCGCCAAAGUCAGUCAGCCAGGCCUCAAUCGGAGCAGACAAUACCAACAUCUGAUCUACAAAAAGAAAGACAACCACCUCGCCCUGUACAUGUGCAAUUGAUUUUAAAGGGUUCUAAUGGGACACCAGAGAAUAGGAUUGGCAUGCAUGAUUCACGUAAUUCAAGUGAGAGGCUGGAGAAACGUGUUAGGCAUAAGGAUAGACCUGAUCGUGGUGUAUGGACAAAUCGUUCCAUUGGAGGCGAUGAUUCUUUAUCAUUGUCUGCUUCCUCACAAGUAGACCAUUUGGAAGGUAGAUGCUUCAUUAUGUUUACUAUGAUUUCAAUGACAGGUCUUCUGAAAAGCAUGUUUUAUGAGAUAGAACUGUACAUUUGGCAUCUAUUUGGUGUAAAGCUCAUGAUCUUUGUAAAGGACUUUGCCUCAGACAUGUAGAGAGAUUAGAAAGCUAUGCCUUAUAGAUAGCUCUUUUGUUUUGUCUCUUG